AUGACCACUAAUGGAAGAGGAAAAAUAAUUCCUAUAUAUUAUUUUAUACCAAGUGAUUAUGACUCUGAAGAAUAUCCAAAUAUGUUUCAUAUAAAUACACAAUCUAAUAUUACUAUAAAACACAUUCGAAGUAAAUUUCCUUUAUUAGGAAAUUAUUACUUUAGAUUUAAAGUUAAAAAUGGAGAUUCAUAUGUUUGGAUGGAUCCUAAAGAAGAUGAUGAAAUUCCUCCAACAUAUAAUGGUUUAAUCAUUUCCAAAGUUUUAAGAGUAUCAUGGGAUUCAAAUAAUUAUAAUAUACAAAAUAUACAUAAUAAAAUUAAUCAUGAUAAAUUAAUUGAAAAUCCAAUCUCCUCAGUAAUGAAUAAUCAAGAUAUAAAAUUUCGCAAUUUAUCUAAAGCACAGACAUUACCUACAACUAACUAUAUUCCAAACAACGAUCUAAUUGACCUUAAUACAUCGCAUAAUAACUGGCUAGAUAAUGGAUAUAUCUAA
Molecule: messenger RNA, 492 nt
Organism: Cryptosporidium muris RN66
Lineage: Eukaryota; Apicomplexa; Conoidasida; Eucoccidiorida; Cryptosporidiidae
Exons: 1
Coding region: 1-492 (163 amino acids)
Source: RefSeq, a predicted model, not a curated record